Messenger RNA from Orbilia oligospora ATCC 24927, 885 nucleotides. RefSeq lists its product as uncharacterized. Gene Ontology annotation, cellular component: peroxisomal membrane; cytosol. The coding region runs from base 1 to 885 and encodes 294 amino acids. The record is from RefSeq and is a predicted model, not a curated record. The transcript has a single exon. Gene Ontology annotation, biological process: protein import into peroxisome matrix, docking. Lineage: Eukaryota; Fungi; Ascomycota; Orbiliomycetes; Orbiliales; Orbiliaceae.
AUGGCCUCUUCAUCCAUGUGCGGUCCCUCAAACCCGCUGCAGUCCCUCAAAAACCAUGCCGCCUCCGACCGCUCCCUCCAACAGGACCGCUUCCGCUCUGCUUCACCAGCAUCCAACCAGUUCCGACAGCAGUCCCAUCUAAACCCACACCAACAACAUCACGAUGAGUUUGAACAGUUUCUCAGUUCCUCCCCGGCUGGUCCUUCUCAGACAGCCCUUCGAUCCCGUCCUUCUCUUCAGAACUUCUCUAUUGCUCCUCCAUCUCCUGCUGCCCUCCAUCAACCGGCAUGGGCCGCUGACUUUCAGCGACUUCAACUUUCCACACCCCCUCCAUCCUUACAGAUUCACAACAAACCAGCUGUCACGGGAUGGGGAGCCGAAUUCCUGUCCCAACUAAGCACUCCACCUGCUCAGCAGUCCAUCUCUCAACAAAAUGCACCGGUUGCCGGUAGUGGCUUCAUGCCUAUGAACGGCAUAAACGCCAGCUACUUACCCAUGGCGACAUCUUCUUAUGAACCUCUACAAUCCAACCAUGUUGACACCAAAACAUCCUACACCGAUGCCGAAUUCGAUCAGAUGUUCGAAGAAGCUGCAACAUUACAUUCCGAUGUCGUUGAUUUCCCCCAGAGAGAAGCCCCAAAUCCUCUUCUUCUACAAAACACAAAUCCCAUCUUACAAUCAGAAGAUGUCAAGGAGGAUGUAAAGGAAGAACAGGAUCAAUCUCGUGCUGAUGCAGAUGAGCUCGCCAGAACAGCUGGACAACUGGUCGAUACUCUAAGCCAAGACACCAGUCGUAAGUUCCAGGAAAGCCAGUUCGUAGCUUUGAUGCGCAAGUUGAGAGAUAAGACCGUCAAAGUUGAGGAUGGGAAAAUGGUUGAGGUAUAA